AUGGAGGGCGGUACUUGGGUAGCUGGUGGAGGUGAGGUGGAGGGGGAGGUGGAGGUGGAGGGGGAGGGGGGGGGGAGAGGGAGGGGGAGGGGGAGGAGUAGGUGGAGGGGUAGGAGGUGUACGUGGAGGGGAGUAGGAGCAGGGGGAGGGGGAAGAGGUGUGCUAGGAGGGGGAGUAGGUGGGGGGAGUAGGAGCAGGGGGAGGGGGAAGAGGUGCGCUAGGAGGAGGAGUAGGUGGAGGGUAGGAGGUGUACGAGGAGGGGGAGUAGGAGCAGGGGGAGGGGAAGAGGUGCGCGAGGAGGGGGAGUAG
This is a messenger RNA of Hibiscus syriacus, 309 nucleotides long. Its product is annotated as rRNA 2'-O-methyltransferase fibrillarin-like. NCBI's taxonomy places the organism in Eukaryota, Viridiplantae, Streptophyta, Magnoliopsida, Malvales, Malvaceae. The record is from RefSeq and is a predicted model, not a curated record. The transcript has 2 exons. The coding region runs from base 1 to 309 and encodes 102 amino acids.